Cydia strobilella is the source of this 3137-nucleotide messenger RNA. RefSeq names its product golgin subfamily A member 4-like. Bases 138 to 2516 code for a protein of 792 amino acids. The record is from RefSeq and is a predicted model, not a curated record. Lineage: Eukaryota; Metazoa; Arthropoda; Insecta; Lepidoptera; Tortricidae. The transcript has 6 exons.
UGGCGCGCGUUUUCUCAACGGACGGAUGGAGCGUUGAAUUGAGAGCCGUUGAGUGUUGUAUUGUGUGCAAUUGAGACCGUUGUUAUUGUAUUUCACUGUUUUGUUUUAUUUAUUUAAUUGAUUUUAUAUUUAAAAUAAUGUUCUCCAAAGCCAAAAGAUUUGAACCAUCAUCUUUCAAAAACCAGCCAAAAGAAACAAAGCAGCCAGAACUGGAGAAAGUACAGCCAACAACACAGCCAGAGUCCAGUAAAGUGAAGCUAACAAAUCAGCCAGAGGCGGACAAAGUAAAACCAACAAAGCAGCCAGAGCCAGAGAAAGUGAAGCCAAAAAAGCAGCUAGACCUUGAGAAAUUAAAGCUAACAAAACAGCCAGAGCCUGAGAAAGUAAAGCCAACCAAACUGCCAGAGUCUGAGAAACAUAAGCCAACUAUGAAGACACUAGCAGUUGUGAGCAAAUUUAAGUCUACUGUGACACCAGCAAAGGCAAAAACUAGCAGCGAUGUGCAGUCCCAGUGCAGCUCCGUUCUCAGCGUCAAAUCUUUUCUUACUCCCAAACCAGUUACAAAUAAGAAAAUUAUCAAGCCCCCGUCUAGCCUCAAAAAGCCGGUGCACUCAGGCCAAAAACUAAGUGGCAACAAAAUUCAAAGCUGUAAGGUAGCCACUGAAGAUAUUAUCAAAGCCCAAGAAGCUGAAAUAAGGAACAAGGACUAUACUAUUAAUGAAUAUAACAAGCAAAUAGAAGAACUCAAAAUUGAAAUUGCUAAUUUACAAAAACAAAUGAAGGAAACUACCAAAAAUGUUAACACUACUGACAGUUUAAAUCAACAGCUAUCAGAAAUAUCUCUGAAAGAUGAUGAAGAAGAAUCUGAAACCAAAGAUAAUGCUAGUAAAAAUAUUGCUCAAGAUAACUUGGAAAUAAUUGCUAAAUAUGAACUUAAAAUUGCUGAAAUUGAACUUCUCUGUGAAAAAUUGGAACAAGAAGUGAGCAGUAAACAAGUAGAAUUAACUUCUCUUGAAGAGGUUAUUACAAUUAGAGAUAGUUUGUGUCAGGAUCUUCAAGAGAAACUGACCAAUAUGGAAUCUGUAUUGGAAGAAACUAGGUCUAGACUUGAAAUGGUUAAGGGACAUCAUGCCUUAGCACUAGAAGCCAAUGAAAGCAUUCGGCGAGAGUACAAGGCUGAGCUUGAGAGUCUAAAGUCAAAAUUUGAAGAAGAAAAACAGGCUAUUAUAAGUAGAUCAACAUCCGAACAGGAUAGCAUUAAAGAACAUUACAACAUUAUCAUUGAGUCCAUUAAGAAUCAGUUGACUAAAGAAAAAGAUGAGUUGUUAAAUGAUUUACAACAACAACUGGCAAAUAAGGACAAUGAGAUGAAAGCAAAACUUGAACAGAUUGAUGAGGCUACUCAUGAAAAGCUGAGGCUUUGCGAGAUUCAGUUUGAAGAGCGUAGUCGCUCAAUCCAAGAACACUGGACUCAACAACAAGAAAAAAUAUUCUCUCUAGAAAAAGAAACCAAGGAUCUCAAAUAUAGCAUUGGCAUUGCGGAACAGAAAAAUCAGUAUUUACAAAGAGACUUUGAUGCCCUAAAAAAAGAAUGUGAAAUUUUAAAUUCUGAAAAAGAAAGUAUCUUUGAAGAGACCAAUGAACUGAAAGAUGAAACAAAGAAGAAAUUCAUAGAUUUCGAAAAUGAUAUCAAUAAACUCACAGUAGAGGUGGAUAAGACAAGUAAGGAGAAACGUCAGUUUGAAAUGUCUCUAUCUGUAACUAGAGAUAUUGUCCAAGUUCUCACAAUGCGGCUGCGAGAAUCUGAUAAUGAAUUGGAACAUUUGGAAGAGAAAGUUAAAUCCUUAACUGAUACCAAAGAGGCCCUCGAAAAUGAACUUAGUACGUACAAAAGCUCUUUAAAUAACGCUCUCCUAGAAUGCAACGAAUAUAAGGAAGCUUUGGUCAAUAUUCUCAAGUCGAAAGCGGCGCUAGCAAAGGAACACACGCGUAUAAUGGAGCACAACGUUACGCUCAUCGAGAGUCUGCAAAACGUUGAAAAGGAGGCAUAUCGUGAACUCGGCACUAUACAGAGUGAACUUAUUGAAGACGUGGAAAUGAUAAAGAAGGAAUCUAAAUCUCAAAUUAAAGUUUUGCAAGAUGAGGUGGAGAAGAAGCGCGUGCUGUGCGCGCUGGCCACGGAGCAGGCGGCGGCGUGCGCGGCGGGCGCGGAGGCUGCGCGCGCGCUGCUGGCGCACGCGGCCGCCGAGCUCGAGCGCCGCGACGCAGACAACCAGCGCCUGCAUGCACAGAUACAAGACCAACAGUCGCUCGUAGUGGAACUCUCCCUGCUGCGCCAGGAGAACGAGGAGCUGACCAUGACAGUGGCGAAGCAGUCCUCGCUCAUCGACAAGCUGAAGAAAGACGCCGAAACCCACGUCGCGCCUAAAUCCCCCUCGCUCAUGCGCAAAACACAUAAGAUUGGCAAAGAAAACUUGCCCGCUGUUGUCAGCCCCCUUAGGGAACGGAACCACUGAGGCACUGACUUCGUACCGGAUAGAUAUCAUGUAGGUACCAUUAUAUUUUUUCAUCAAGCGGUAAAAAACCGUUAAUUACAUGACUAAAUUAAAUUGAUCUGAUGACACUGUAUGAAUAUCUAGUAAAUAUGUAGAUCUUCAUGAUGGAUAUAUUUUUUUCUAUAAACUAUAAAACUUAAAAGGGACUAAUUAUUUAAUAAGCCUGUUGACUGUGACUAGACAUGGUAAAAACGCGUACUUUUUGCCUGACUGACGUCCCUUAUACUAAGAUUAUUUUCUUAACUUAUAAUUGCGGCAGCUUUCAGUAUAAGUUCCACGUUCCACCUGUGUUAUUUCCGUUUGUUUGUUUUGAAUUUUGCGAAGACUGUUAAAAUAAAUCGUGUGUUGUUAUAAUAUUUAGAAACAUUAAGUUUGCCUGAUAGUAAUAUAAAUACCAAAAAUCUGUAUUUAACUGUUUGUUAACAAAUCUGAAAAUCUAAUCCAUUAUUAUCAUAUUCCUAACUCAUGAGUUAGGAUUCGUUUGUAUGUUAAUUUAUUACAAAAUUUAAAUACUCUUACGUAAGAUAUUGUCUCGUACUCAUAAAAUUUGCGUGUGCAAAAUAAAUUUGUGAGAAAUUGUAA